Molecule: messenger RNA, 2841 nt
Organism: Neltuma alba
Lineage: Eukaryota; Viridiplantae; Streptophyta; Magnoliopsida; Fabales; Fabaceae
Product: beta-galactosidase 15
Exons: 17
Coding region: 166-2643 (825 amino acids)
Biological process (GO): carbohydrate metabolic process
Molecular function (GO): hydrolase activity, hydrolyzing O-glycosyl compounds; carbohydrate binding
Source: RefSeq, a predicted model, not a curated record
UUCUCAGUCUCUCUCUUUUUCUCACUGAUGCCGUUAAAUAUACGUAAAAUUCCAUAAGCAUGCGUUUCUCUUUUUCUAUAUAAACUCUUCAGUCUCAGCUAUCUCAUACGUCCAAACUUUCUCCUAUUUUUUGUUCUUCGUUCAUUCUCUCUUUCUUUAGUCAACAUGGCUCCUGGGAAAUUCUAUUUUUCAUUCCUUUGUUUUCUCAGUCUCUUGCUUUUUCUCACUGAUGCCGUUAAUGUUUCUCACGAUGGAAGAGCUAUCAUUAUCUAUGGCCAACGUAGGAUUCUUAUUUCUGGUUCAAUUCACUAUCCAAGGAGUACCCCUGAGAUGUGGCCUGAUUUGAUUCAAAAAGCAAAAGAAGGAGGACUUAAUACGAUAGAGACUUACGUGUUUUGGAAUGCUCAUGAACCAGUUCGUCGUCAAUACGAUUUUUCUGGAAAUAAUGAUCUUAUCAGAUUUCUAAAAACCAUUCAUGAAGCUGGUCUCUAUUCUAUUCUUCGUAUUGGUCCUUAUGUUUGUGCUGAAUGGAACUACGGGGGUUUCCCUGUGUGGUUGCAUAAUUUGCCUGGAAUUGAGAUGAGGACAACAAAUAAUGUGUUCAUGAAUGAGAUGCAAAAUUUUACUACAUUGAUAAUAAAUAAAAUCACUGAAGAGAAACUUCUUGCUUCUCAAGGCGGUCCCAUAAUUAUUGCCCAGAUCGAGAAUGAGUAUGGGAAUGUUAUGGGUGCUUAUGGAGAUGCUGGAAAGGUGUACAUAGAUUGGUGUGCUUCAAUGGCGGAGUCUUAUAAUAUUGGAGUUCCGUGGGUCAUGUGCCAACAAAGUGAUGCUCCUCAACCAAUGAUCAAUACAUGUAACGGCUAUUAUUGUGAUCAAUUCACACCCAAUAAUCCCAAUAGUCCUAAGAUUUGGACUGAAAAUUGGGUAGGAUGGUAUAAAAGUUGGGGUGAUCGAGAUCCACAUAGGACGGCUGAAGAUGUUGCCUUUGCUGUAGCCAGAUUUUACCAAAGUGGAGGAACCUUGCAAAACUAUUAUAUGUAUCAUGGUGGAACCAACUUUGGUAGAACUGCUGGUGGUCCGUACAUUACAACCUCAUAUGGCUAUGAUGCUCCUCUCGAUGAAUUUGGAAACAUUGCUCAACCAAAAUGGGGCCAUCUCAAGAAACUUCACGAGGUUUUGAAAUCAAUUGAGAAAAACCUUGUAUAUGGAAGUGUCAACGAAACUGAUCUCGGUAAUUCUGUUGAGGCCACUGUGUAUGCCACAAAUGGAUCAUCAAGUGUGUUCUUGAGCAGCAUUAACACUACUUCUGAUGCAACAGUCACAUUCAAUGGAAAGCAAUAUACCGUUCCUGCUUGGUCUGUUAGCAUUCUUCCUGAUGGUCAAACUGAAGAGUAUAACACAGCAAAGAUUAAUGUUCAAACUUCUUUGAAUGAGCAUUGGCCAAAUGAAGCUGAGAAGCAGCCAGAAUCAUUGAAGUGGGUGUGGAGGCCUGAGAAUAUUGAUGAUGCUCUCAAAGGCAAAUCUCAUUCUUCUGCAAAUAAACUCAUUGAUCAAAAGGAAGUCACUAGUGAUGCCAGUGACUACCUUUGGUACAUCACCAGCCUUCAUCUUGACGAACAUGAUCCUAUUUGGAGUGAUGAUAUGUCUCUUAGAAUCAAUGCAAGUGGCCAAGUAAUUUAUGCAUACCUCAACGGACAGCAUAUUGGAACUCGCGGGGCUAAACAUGGCAUUUCUUCUGAUGAGGUUGAAUUUAAGAUCAAGCUGAAUAAUGGAAAGAAUGUGAUUAGUUUGCUUAGUGUCACCACUGGACUCCAGAACUUCGGGUCGUUUUUUGACACAUGGCCCACUGGUCUGGUUGGACCAAUUGAAGUGGUUGGUAGAAAGGGUGAGCAGACAAUCAUUAAGGACUUAUCUUCUCACAAGUGGCAUUACAAAAUUGGAUUGGAUGGUUGGGAUAAAAAAUUCUUCAGUGAAGAGUCUAGUCUUAACACCAAAUGGGCAUCAGACCAAUUACCCACUAACAGAAGCUUCACCUGGUACAAGACCACAUUCAAAGCUCCUCUUGGAAAAGACCCUGUGGUGGUGGAUUUGGAAGGACUAGGUAAGGGAUUUGCUUGGGUCAAUGGUUACAAUAUCGGUCGCUAUUGGCCUACCUACUUGACUGCAGAAGAUGGUUGCACUAAUGAUCCUUGUGAUUAUCGCGGUGAAUAUUCUAACGCAAAAUGUAUUUCCAACUGUGGAAAGCCUACACAAAAAUGGUAUCAUGUUCCUCGAUCAUUCCUCAAAGACGGUGACAACACAUUGGUUUUAUUAGAGGAGAUGGGAGGAAACCCGUCAUAUGUAAAUUUCCGAACAGUUAGUGUUGGAACUGCUUGUGGAAAUGCCUAUGAAAACCACACAUUAGAACUAUCUUGCCAAAGUCGUCCAAUUUCUGCCAUUAAAUUUGCCAGUUUUGGAGACCCUCAAGGCACAUGUGGUUCAUUUAACAAAGGCACAUGUGAAAGUAAUAAGGAUGCGCUCUCAAUUAUAGAGAAGGCAUGCGUUGGUAAGCAGACUUGCUCCAUUGAUGUAUCUGAGAAUACCUUUGGGUCGACUAACUGUGGAGAUAUCACAAAGAGACUUGCGGUGGAGGCAGUUUGCUAAAAAUUUUAAUUUUGAUAUAAAAAUUAGGUGUGAUUUUAUAGUCCUAAUUAUUAGGUUAGCUUGUUAUAGUUUAAGUUUCUUUUUCUUUUUCUUUUGUUUAAAAUUCAGUCAUGGUGAUGUCUUAAGUACAUCCUAAUCUUUUGAGUCCACCUUAAAUAACAAUAAUGGUUAGUUAUAUAUAAAUUUCAUGUUUUCCUA